Molecule: messenger RNA, 2169 nt
Organism: Linepithema humile (Argentine ant)
Lineage: Eukaryota; Metazoa; Arthropoda; Insecta; Hymenoptera; Formicidae
Molecular function (GO): flavin adenine dinucleotide binding; NADP binding; N,N-dimethylaniline monooxygenase activity
Source: RefSeq, a predicted model, not a curated record
UAAUGCAAUAUGUGGACUUGCUUUCGUUUGGACAGUCUUAGUCCAGUCUUUGGCCGAGCCAGGUCAAAGAACCAUUCGCUUCCGAUAAUUACUGUGUUGAGUGCAAUCUUUCGUGGUUUUUCUCGUUUUCACACUUCAAUAUAUCAGAUCGAGCACGAUUUUGCUGGCAGAACGUGUUGACACGUUUAUCACGUUUUUAUAUCAACGGUUUUAUCAAAUUUAGUGAUAUAAUAUUGCAAAAUUGUGCUUAAUUAAUUGCUGAUUACUACAGUAUAGAUUUCUAAUUGAGAAAUUUUUCUUAAUUUAAAAGAAAAGAGGAAACGACGCGCGGUAAAGCGAUUUAUUGAGAAACUAUUGAAAACUAUGCCAAGUAGUAAGACAAGAAUCGCUAUCGUGGGUGGUGGGGUAGCUGGUUUGGUGGUAGCCCGUCAUGUAGUAUCCAAAUUAGAUACUUACAGUUUCACUCUGUUUGAGCAAACUGAUACGAUUGGCGGCACAUGGAUCUAUACCGAUGAAACACAUUUUGACAAGUAUGGGCUUUUGAUUCAUAGCAGCAUGUACAAGAAUCUGAAAACGAAUAUACCGAAGGAAGUAAUGCAAAUUCCCGAUUUUCCUUUUCGAAAUCAAGGAGGUCCGUCUUUCGUUCAUCACAGCGUAAUAAGGCAAUACCUUUUGGAUUAUGCAAGACACUUCAAUCUUUAUCCGUACGUUAAACUGCGCACCGUGGUGAAGCAUGUAGAGCCCGAAACUUUGAAAAAUGGCCAAACGUUGUGGACGCUGACGUACGAGGAUCUGGAAUCUAAAGUAGAGACCACGAAAACUUUUGAUGCCGUGGUACUGUGCAAUGGUCAUUACACUGUCGGUCAUGUUCCACAUAUUCCAGGUAUCGAAAAUUUCCCCGGCGGAUGCAUUCACAGCCAUCAAUACAGAGUGCCGGAAGUCUACGCCGGCAAGAAGGUUUGCAUACUCGGCGCGUCCUGGUCCGGCAUCGAUAUCGCCAUCGAGGUCUCGCAAUACGCUGACAAGGUAUAUUUGAGUCAUAAUUUGCCAGAGCAGAUUGAAUCGAAAUUGAGCAAUGUCGAGCAAAGAUCUGGUAUUGAGUCCAUCCAAGGAAAUGUCUUCAUGUUCCGCGACGGCUCCUCGGCGGAAGUGGACAAUUUCAUAUAUUGCACUGGUUACAAGUUCACGUAUCCCUUUAUGUCAACUAAAGUUGAGAUACGUACGGACGACAAUCAUGUUGAACCUAUUUACAAACAUCUGGUGCACAUGGAUUACACGAAUCUAUUCUUCAUGGGCUUACCGGGAAUUGUGAUACCGUUUCCGAUGUUUCAUAUCCAGGCACAAUAUAUCCUCGGAAUUCUUGAAGAUCGCAUCAAGUUGCCAUCACCGCAACAAAUGCGCGAGGAAUACGAGAUGGAGAAAAAGUCCUUGUUGGACCAAGGCAUUCUGCUGAGACACAUCAACAAACUUAAAGAUAGACAAUGGGCUUACUACGACGAGAUUGCGGCCGCGGCGAAUGUGCCGAGUUUCCCACCGGUGGUCAAAAAAAUUUUCGAUCACGUUAGCGAGAUGCGCGAUAUAGACUUCACCAUCUAUAAGAAUUAUCAAUACCGCAUCAUCGACAAAGAGAACUUCAACGUGACUUAUUAUAAGCCUUGUUAGGGUCUACGCGGAAAAAGGAAAAUGAAUUUUAUCGUAAAACAGUUGCAUGGGGCUCAAAAAAGCCGAACCUGACGAACUGUUUGUCUCCGAAUUACGGCGCCAAUUCAUCUAUUAGAACUUUUUGCAAUUCGCAAUAAGAAAUAUAAUUUUAAUCAUUAGCGAAUUGCUAUAAUAAUGAAGAUCUAAUGUAAGCAUCAACAAACCGGCUUAUUACAUCAAUGUAUUAAACAAGCUUCAAUACAAUGAAGAAAUUAUAUUAAAAGUCUUUACCAUCGAUUGCAAUGUGUUUUUACGCGACUUUGAAUUGCAAUGUAGCUUGUUAUAUUAAACGAUAGAAAUCGUUUAACAUGUUUAAAACAGAAAUAUUCAAAUUAAAAUUAAAUAAAAUUAUCGCGUUAUAUCUCUUAUAUAUAUAUAUAAGAAUAAACAUGUAUAUGUUUGUAAGAAAGAAGGUGCAGGAAAGAUACAAAAUAAAUAGACAAUCGUAAAGAUUGUAUUAUGGAAGUA